This is a messenger RNA of Symbiodinium necroappetens, 483 nucleotides long. The record is from the annotation of a GenBank genome assembly. Lineage: Eukaryota; Dinophyceae; Suessiales; Symbiodiniaceae.
AUGGGCCUUGGACGUGGAGACCCCCAAGAAGAUCCGGGGCAUGCCAUCUCUUGGGGUAUAGUCACGGCGAGCAGCUUGCGCGGCCCUUGCACUACCCAGGAGGUCUUCGAAGCCUCACAGGCUGGAAGGACGGAGGCCGCCCGCGAGGUGGCUCGAAGACGUUUUGGCGAGACCGAGAAGCAGCGCGGAGAGCGCGAGGUCCACGAAGGCCAGGCUUUCUUCGCAAGCUGCGGCGUGGAGCAGUUACGGCCUUCUUCGAGGUUUGGGCAGACUGGCGGAGGCUCACGCCCGUACGGCGUGGUUUCGCAGCGUCCCCGCACUACGCCUUCACGUGAUUUGGAGCUCUGCAGCCCGUCUUCUUCGCGAACCCACCUGCGGUACUCCAACCCUUGCCUCAGCAGGGUAAUGGACCAAGACCGCCAGCAGAACGGAGGAUUUUUCACAGGGAGCGUUCUGGCUGCUCGCAAAGUGACCAGCAGAUGA